AUGAGCAGCGUUCAACUUUCGAAGGGCGACUUCCAUAGCAUCUUUACCAACAAGCAAAGAUACGAUAAUCCCACCGGUGGCGUUUAUCAAGUUUACAACACCAGGAAAUCUGAUGGGGCCAAUAGCAACAGAAAGAAUUUGAUCAUGAUUUCUGAUGGUAUUUACCACAUGAAGGCUUUGUUGAGAAACCAAGCUGCAUCCAAGUUCCAGUCAAUGGAACUGCAAAGGGGCGAUAUCAUUCGUGUGAUAAUUGCAGAGCCUGCUAUUGUUAGGGAAAGAAAGAAGUACGUUCUCUUGGUUGAUGAUUUUGAGUUGGUUCAGUCACGUGCUGAUAUGGUCAACCAAGCUAGUACGUUUUUGGAUAAUUAUUUUUCAGAGCACCCUAAUGAAACCUUAAAAGAUGAGGAUAUAACUGAUAGCGGCAACGCCACUAAUCAAACAAACACCGGCAAUGUCGGAGUUCCAGAUAUGCUGCAUUCAAACUCAAAUUUGAAUGCAAACGAGAGAAAAUUCGCCAAUGAAAACUCUAACUCGCAGAAAUCUAGACCAAUUUUUGCCAUCGAACAACUGUCCCCAUACCAAAACGUUUGGACUAUCAAGGCAAGAGUUUCCUAUAAGGGGGAAAUUAAAACAUGGCAUAAUCAAAGAGGUGAUGGUAAACUAUUCAAUGUCAACUUUUUGGAUACCUCUGGAGAAAUCAGAGCCACCGCGUUCAAUGAUUUUGCUACCAAAUUUAACGAAAUUUUGCAAGAAGGCAAGGUAUAUUAUGUGUCAAAGGCAAAACUACAGCCAGCUAAGCCCCAGUUUACUAACCUGACACACCCUUAUGAGCUGAAUUUGGACAGGGACACUAUUAUAGAAGAAUGUUUUGAUGAAAGUAAUGUCCCAAAAACUCAUUUCAACUUUAUUAAAUUAGAUGCUAUUCAGAACCAAGAAGUGAAUUCCAACGUAGACGUCCUCGGUAUCAUCCAAACUAUUAACCCACAUUUUGAGCUAACUUCAAGAGCUGGAAAGAAAUUUGAUCGUCGUGAUAUCACAAUUGUUGACGACUCUGGGUUUUCUAUCUCUGUUGGUCUAUGGAAUCAACAAGCCCUUGAUUUCAACCUUCCUGAAGGUUCUGUUGCUGCCAUUAAAGGUGUUCGUGUAACGGAUUUCGGUGGCAAGUCCUUGUCUAUGGGAUUUUCAAGUACAUUGAUUCCAAAUCCAGAAAUUCCUGAGGCAUACGCCUUAAAGGGUUGGUAUGAUUCCAAGGGCCGCAACGCAAACUUCACCACUUUGAAACAAGAACCUGGUAUGGGUGGUCAAUCGGCUGCUAAUUUAACAAAAUUCAUUGCUCAGCGUAUUACUAUUGCUAGAGCCCAAGCUGAAAAUCUAGGAAGAAGUGAGAAAGGUGACUUUUUUAGUGUCAAAGCUGCUAUAAGUUUCUUAAAGGUUGAUAAUUUUGCAUACCCUGCCUGUUCUAACGAAAAUUGUAAUAAGAAAGUUUUGGAACAACCUGAUGGUACCUGGAGAUGUGAGAAAUGCGAUACCAAUAAUGCAAGUCCAAAUUGGAGAUAUAUAUUGACAAUAUCAAUUAUUGACGAAACCAACCAACUGUGGCUCACUUUAUUUGACGACCAAGCUAAACAAUUGUUGGGCGUUGAUGCCAACACAUUAAUGUCCUUGAAGGAGGAGGAUCCCAAUGAAUUCACAAAAAUUACUCAAAGUAUCCAAAUGAACGAAUAUGAUUUUAGGAUUAGAGCGCGCGAGGAUACAUACAAUGAUCAAAGCAGAAUUAGAUAUACUGUUGCUAAUCUACACAGUUUGAAUUACAAGGCUGAGGCCGAUUAUCUGGCCGAUGAGUUAUCCAAGGCUUUAUUAGCUUAG
Messenger RNA from Saccharomyces paradoxus, 1866 nucleotides. RefSeq names its product replication factor A subunit protein RFA1 (gene RFA1). Gene Ontology annotation, cellular component: nucleus. The transcript has a single exon. The record is from RefSeq and is a predicted model, not a curated record. The coding region runs from base 1 to 1866 and encodes 621 amino acids. Gene Ontology annotation, molecular function: DNA binding. Lineage: Eukaryota; Fungi; Ascomycota; Saccharomycetes; Saccharomycetales; Saccharomycetaceae. Gene Ontology annotation, biological process: DNA recombination; DNA repair; DNA replication.